This is a messenger RNA of Penicilliopsis zonata CBS 506.65, 1629 nucleotides long. RefSeq lists its product as hypothetical. Gene Ontology annotation, molecular function: transmembrane transporter activity. The transcript has a single exon. NCBI's taxonomy places the organism in Eukaryota, Fungi, Ascomycota, Eurotiomycetes, Eurotiales, Aspergillaceae. Gene Ontology annotation, biological process: transmembrane transport. Bases 1 to 1629 code for a protein of 542 amino acids. The record is from RefSeq and is a predicted model, not a curated record.
AUGGAGGCCGACGAACACCUGCCUGGCACCGAGCGCCUGUUCCCCGCCGUGGAUGGGGAGAUCACGCUGAUUCCCACACCCACGGACUCGCCCGACGAUCCGUUGAACUGGAGUCCCGCGCGACGCUACUAUCACGCCUUUCUGGUGCUGUUGGUGGUGGGUUUCACCGCCGCCACCUCCAACGAUGCGGGCACGGCGGGCAACGGGAUGAACGAGCAGCUGGGCAUCUCCUGGGACGCCAUCAAUGUCGCCGCCGGCGUGCUGUUCGUGGGGAUCGGAUACUGUACCUUGCUGCUGAGCCCGGCGCCGUUUCUGUACGGUCGCCGCAUCUCCUACCUGCUCUGUCUGCUCUUCUCCAUCAUCGGGUCCAUCUGGUUCGCCCGCGUGCAGACCACCGAAGACAACAUCUGGAACCAGCUGUUCGUUGGCGCCUCUGAGUCGUGUGCCGAGGCGCUGGCCCAGCUGUCGCUGUCCGACCUGUUUUACCAGCAUCGCCGUGGCUUCGUGCUGGGCGUGUACGUGCUGGCCACCAGUGUGGGGACCUUUCUCGGCCCGCUGGUGGCCGGUUUUAUCCUCGACAGCCCCCUGCUCGGGUGGCGCUGGGUCGGCUGGCUGGGCGCCAUCAUCUCCGGCGGCUUGCUGGUCCUUUGCUAUUUCACCCUCGAGGAGACCGCGUUUGACCGCAAGGCCGUCAUCCACGGGUUGAACGUGCAGCCCGGCAGUGGUGCGGGUGUCGCGGCCGCGGCGACCGACGAGAAGAUGAAAGGGAUGACGGAGAUGGAGACGGAAACCCUCCCGGUGACCCCCCGGUCGAACGACGACGCCGAGGAUGGGCGCAGCAAGCAGCAGGGCAAGACAUACUGGCAGCGGGUGGCGCUGAUCACGCCAUCGCCGACGAUGGUGGGCACCGGGUUCAAGCAGUACUACCAACGGCUGUACCACACGCUGCGGGUGUUUGCCUUCCCCGCGGUGCUAUACUCGGGUCUGCAGUGGGGGGCGCAGGACGCGUGGCUGACCUUCUACCUGACGGUCGAGGAGGACAACUGGUACGAUGCGCCGUGGUUCUACACGGACGCGGCGGUGGGGAUCAUGAACGUGCCGACGCUGAUCGGGGCGGCCAUCGGGUGCGUGUACGGCGGCUGGUUCUCCGACGUGUUUGUACAGUGGAUGGCGCAGCGCAACGGGGGCGUGUUCGAGGCCGAGCAGCGGCUGUGGUUGAUGUUCCCCGUCGCCCUGAUCGGACCGGCGGGGCUGAUGCUGUUCGGCAUCGGCUCCGACCUGGGCUGGAACUGGCCGUGGCCGUACGUCGGCCUGGGCUUCAUCGGCUUCGGCUGGGGCUGCGCCGGCGACCUCAGCAUGGCGUAUCUGAUGGACGCCUACCCGGAGAUGGUGCUGGAGGGGAUGGUGGGCGUGUCGGUGAUCAACAACACCAUCGGCUGCAUCUUCACCUUUUCGGCGCAGUACUGGAUCGACGCGCAGACCCUGACCCAGGUCUUUGUCGCCAUCGGCGUCCUCUCCUUUGCCUUUAUCAUGACCACCGCCCCCAUGAUCUACUGGGGGAAGGCCUGCCGCCGCAUGACCCGCCGCCGCUACGAGGAUUUCCUGCGCAUCCGCGAUGGCCAUCUCUGA